Molecule: messenger RNA, 1573 nt
Organism: Leucoraja erinaceus (little skate)
Lineage: Eukaryota; Metazoa; Chordata; Chondrichthyes; Rajiformes; Rajidae
Gene: noazfp
Product: zinc finger protein 330
Exons: 9
Coding region: 116-1081 (321 amino acids)
Cellular component (GO): nucleus
Molecular function (GO): zinc ion binding
Source: RefSeq, a predicted model, not a curated record
CGCCCGCCCUGCAGCUCCCUCACUCCCGUCACUGACAAACUCACUCGGCAGCGGGAACCACCCUCCCUCCCUCACUCACUCGCUCCUCGCUCCUCGCACCUCACUCGCUGCUAAGAUGCCGAAAAAGAAGACCGGGGCCCGAAAGAAGGUUGAAAGCCGCAAAGUGCGCGAAAAGUUAACGCGGGCGGCCAAAGACAACGUGGACGUGGCCAAGCAGCCUUGCAACGCCUCCAUGGAAUGUGAUAAAUGCCAAAGACGGCAAAAGAACCGGGCUUUUUGUUACUUCUGUAGUUCGGUACAAAAGUUACCUAUGUGUGCACAGUGUGGUAAAACAAAAUGUAUGUUGAAAAGUUCAGAUUGCGUUGUUAGGCAUCCCGGUGUCUACAGUACAGGACUUGCCAUGGUGGGAGCAAUUUGUGACUUCUGUGAGGCCUGGGUGUGUCAUGGCAGGAAGUGCCUGAGCACACAUGCUUGUAUCUGCCCACUUACUGAUGUUGAAUGUAUUGAGUGUGAGAGAAGUGUAUGGGAUCAUGGAGGAAGGAUAUUCCGGUGUUCCUUCUGUAACAACUUCCUCUGUGAAGAUGAUCAAUUUGAGCAUCAAGCCAGUUGCCAAAUUCUGGAUUCUGAAACUUAUAAGUGCGUCUCUUGUAAUCGUCUAGGACAACAUACUUGUCUACGUUGUAAGGCCUGUUACUGCAGUGAUCAUGUUCGCAGCAAGGUCUUCAAACAAGAAAAGGGGAAAGUGCCACCUUGUCCUAAAUGUGGUCAUGAAACACAGGAAACAAAGGAUUUAAGCAUGUCCACUCGUUCAAUGAAGUUUGGCAGACAGAGUGGUCUGGAUGAUGGUGGUGAAUCGGGCUAUGAUGCCUACUGGAAAAAUUUGGCAUCUGGUGGAGGUGAAACAACAGUUUAUGAAGAUGAAGAAUAUGGUGAAGAUGAUGAGGAAUAUGAUGAAGAGGAGGAUGAAGAGAAUGAGAAAACAGAAAAAGAUGAUGACAAUAAAGCCUUUAAGGAUACAUUUGCUGGUCUAAAUCUGGGGAGAACCUAUGCAAGUGGCUAUGCACACUAUGAAGAAUCAUAAAAUUAUAUAUGAACAUUCAUUGAUGGUUGUUUACAUUUAUAUUUAACAAUUUAAAUUGAAGUGAACAUUAAAAUAAGAUGGAUUGUAAGUUUUUUUUUGUUGGAGUGAAAAUAUGUUGGCUGGUUUAAAGCUACACAUCAAUGAAAUAUUUUUCAAGCCGUUUAAAUAAAUGUUAUAUGGUAAUUUACAUGCCUAAAAAAUACUUACCUUUAAUUUCCCAGACAUUUGGCAUUAAUCUUUAUAAAUUUUAGUUUGUGCUUUAUUUAAACAUUUCAAUGAGCUCCUACGCUGUUCUUUGCUUAUUUUAAUUUUGUUUCUCAGAAUAUGACUGCCGAUAGCAAGGCCAGCAUUUAUUGUCUGUUGCUAGAUGCACAGAAGAGACAGUUGAAGAAAGUGGUUCAUCACUACCGUUGUAAGGAUAAUUGAAUAGAUAAUAAACAUUUCUCUUGUCAGUGGUGCCUGUAUGAAUAAUAAAGCAAAAUACGGCUCUGA